This is a messenger RNA of Drechmeria coniospora, 1116 nucleotides long. RefSeq names its product GTP cyclohydrolase-2. Bases 1 to 1116 code for a protein of 371 amino acids. NCBI's taxonomy places the organism in Eukaryota, Fungi, Ascomycota, Sordariomycetes, Hypocreales, Ophiocordycipitaceae. Gene Ontology annotation, biological process: riboflavin biosynthetic process. Gene Ontology annotation, molecular function: GTP cyclohydrolase II activity. The transcript has 2 exons. The record is from RefSeq and is a predicted model, not a curated record.
AUGCCGUCGUCGGACCACCAGCUGCCGUCCUUUUACUCCCCCCGAACCGACUCCCACCGGCAUCAUGACGGCGACGAGCCCGUGGACGAGCUCUCCCUCUCCCUCCCCCGCUCCCCCCCCCGAAAGCCCGAGGCUCCGGCGGACGAUGACACGACGCGGCCGAUGAUGCCCCCUCCCUCCCUCCUCUCGCCGGCCUUUACGCCCCCGCAGACGCCCGGUACGCAGACGCCGGCUCCGACGACGACCGGCCCGCGAGGCGUCCUUGUCGACAGCUCCAUCCCCUCGGGCGGCUGCGGCAGCAGGAAGCCGCGGCUGCUCGAGACGCUGCCCGAGGUCCAGUGCAUCGUCCGCGCCCGCAUACCGACCGUCGCCGGCGCCGAGAUGUUCCUCCACCUCUACUCGAACAACGUCGACAGCAAGGAGCACCUCGCCAUCGUCUUCGGCAAGCACAUCCGGAGCCGGAGCCUCGACGCGCCCCGCGAGGGCGAGACGGAGAUGGACCGCAUGGUCAGGGGCGCCUACACCGGCCGGCUCUACCCCGGACGGACGACGAGCGGGGUCGAGGCUUCGGAGCCGGCGACACCCUCGCCCUCGCCGUCGGCGGGCCAGCCGCCCCUCGUCCGCAUCCACUCCGAGUGCUACACGGGCGAGACGGCCUGGUCGGCGCGCUGCGACUGCGGCGAGCAGCUCGACGAGGCCGCCCGCCUCAUGGGCCUGGCCGGCAACGCCGCCGGCGGCAUCAUCGUCUACCUGCGCCAGGAGGGCCGGGGCAUCGGCCUCGGCGAGAAGCUCAAGGCCUACAACCUGCAGGACCUCGGCUCCGACACGGUCGAGGCGAACCUGCUGCUGCGCCACCCGGCCGACGCGCGGAGCUACGGCCUCGCGACGGCCAUGCUGCUCGACCUCGGCCAGCGGGACGUCCGGCUGCUGACCAACAACCCGGAGAAGAUUCGGGCCGUCGAGGGGCCCAACCGGGAGGUUGUCGUCAAGGAGCGCGUCGCCAUGGUUCCGCUCUCCUGGAAGGGCGAGGGCGGCUUCCGGAGUCGCGAGGUGGAGGGAUAUCUCAAGACGAAGAUUGAAAAGAUGGGCCACAUGCUGGAGGCUGCCGGGCCGUAG